Molecule: messenger RNA, 1244 nt
Organism: Drosophila ananassae
Lineage: Eukaryota; Metazoa; Arthropoda; Insecta; Diptera; Drosophilidae
Product: aldo-keto reductase family 1 member A1
Exons: 4
Coding region: 120-1109 (329 amino acids)
Cellular component (GO): cytosol
Molecular function (GO): aldose reductase (NADPH) activity
Source: RefSeq, a predicted model, not a curated record
CGACUUGCCGAAGCUUACCAGAAUUAUUUUAUUUAAAGUCCAAACGCCGAAGCAACAGGUUGUUUCAGUGCUUCCAAAUAAAUAUUUUUAUUUAAAGAAUCUUCGAGAUAUUAAAAGAAAUGGCUGACAGCAAGUUCCUAACAUUCAAUAAUGGCGAAAAGAUGCCCAUAAUUGGCAUCGGCACCUGGCAGGCAUCUGAUGAGGAAAUUGAAACCGCGAUUGAUGCCGCCCUGGAGGCGGGUUAUCGCCAUAUAGACACGGCGCCAGUCUACGGCAAUGAAGCGGCCAUUGGACGAGUCCUAAAGCGCUGGCUGGACUCCGGAAAGGUUAAGCGAGAGGAUCUCUUUAUCGUAACCAAGUUGCCUCCAAUUUCCAACCGCCCCCAUGAGGUGGAGCCGACCAUCACCAAAUCACUGGCUGAUCUCCAACUGAAGUAUGUGGACCUUUAUCUUAUCCACACCCCAUUCACCAUCAACAUCAAUGAGGAUGGAAGCUUCAAGCUAGAUAAAGAUGGCCUAAUGGAGGUGGACGUGACCACCAAUCAUGCCGCCACCUGGGCCGCCAUGGAAGCCCUUGUGGAGAAGGGUCUGGCCAAGUCCAUCGGCGUGUCCAACUUCAGCAAGGAUCAGGUGGCCCGAUUGCUGAAAAACUGCAAGAUCCGGCCGGCCAACAACCAGAUCGAGCACCACAUCUACCUGCAGCAGCGUGAUCUGGUGGACUUCUGCAAGGCGGAGAAUGUAACCGUCACCGCCUACUCCCCGCUGGGAUCCAGGGGAAUAGCCAACUUCAAUGCUGGCGCCGGCAUAGUCAGAGAGGUGCCCAAUCUGAUGGAAAUUCCCGAAGUUAAAGAAAUCGCCGCCGCUCAUGGCAAAACUCCAGCCCAGGUUCUGCUGCGAUGGAUAGUGGACACUGGAGUAUCUGCCAUUCCCAAGAGCACUAAUCCCACUCGGUUGAAGCAAAACCUCGACAUCUUUGACUUCAAACUGACGGCCGAGGAGGUGGCCAAGUUGAGUAGCUUGGACAAGAACUUCCGCGUUUGUGACUUUGCUUUCUUCCACGGUGUGGAGAGGCACCCGGAGUUUACCUUCCAAAAUCAGUACACCAACUAAGUUAAUAAUAAUGCAAACAAAUAUUCAUUACUCAGAUCACUUUAAUUGUGAUUUUUGUUAUUUAACCAAUAUUUUCUUAAAUCUGAUAUUUUAAAAACACUUCAAAAAUAUAAUUUAUAUUAUAUAUAGCGAAAA